AUGGACAGCCUGGAUGAGUGCAUUGAUAGGUUGGUGCAGGUCAUCGAUGCAAAGAUUGGGGAGAAGUUUGCAGUGAUAGACUUCGCGGAACUUGCCACAUUCUUCACACUGGAUGUUAUUACGGAGCGUGGUUAUGGAAAAACAUUCGGCUACCUCAGUAGCCAGACAGAUCUGUACCACUAUAUCAAAGUCAUUGAAAACUCAGUGGCCUUUAUGACCUUAGCUUCAAACUGGCCAAGACUUCGUAGUCUCGUAUCCAAAUCAUUGGAGUGGCCUAUAGCGCGCACAUUCAUAUACAAGCUAUGCGGACUGGAGGAGCUCGUUAGGGCUGUGGACCAGCAGGUGGAAAAUGAGUUUUCCGAUCUUCCUUCACAGAAUACCGUGAGAAGUCCAGAAAAAGCCACUAUGCUUCAGCUUUUUAAAGAAAAAGGUAUGACGAAGGAGCAAGCCAAAGUUGAAGCUCUAUUCCUACUGACGGCUGGUUCUCAUUCAACGGCCACGGCUAUCCGAAUGAUCAUGCUUCAUGUGAUUACAUCUCCACAUAUUAUGGGCCGACUAAGACAAGAGCUGCAUAAGAAUAGCGAAGGAUGUGAAUACCUCAAUGCCUGUGUUAAGGAAGGACUAAGAAUAUUCCCGCCAUUCCCUGGUCUGCUGAUGAAAGAAAGGAUAUCGAAAACGAAAGCCAGUAACAGCGAUAAACGCGAUGUGGACAGCAAGGUUCAGGAUGUAAACAGUAAUAUUCGGAAUCUACCUUUAGGCGUCGAGAUUGGUUAUAAUAUAGUGGGGGUUCAGCGCAAUCCAAAAAUAUUUGAAAACCCUGAAGUCUUUGAUCCUGAUCGUUGGCUGAUCAGCGACCCUGGCAAACACCAUGAGAUGGAUGCGGCACUAAACCUUGUCUUUGGCCAGCGAGGAUCCUGGGGUUGCCUUGGGCAAAAAAUGGCUUUUCAGGAGAUAAGUCAAGUCUUGCUCGAGGUAAUGUUUGACCUGUGUAAAUUUAUGAAUUGUAUGCUGACCCGCGAUCUUGCAGCUAUUCAAACGCUUUGA
This is a messenger RNA of Talaromyces stipitatus ATCC 10500, 1044 nucleotides long. Its product is annotated as cytochrome P450, putative. Bases 1 to 1044 code for a protein of 347 amino acids. Lineage: Eukaryota; Fungi; Ascomycota; Eurotiomycetes; Eurotiales; Trichocomaceae. Gene Ontology annotation, molecular function: heme binding; oxidoreductase activity, acting on paired donors, with incorporation or reduction of molecular oxygen; monooxygenase activity. The transcript is spliced from 2 exons. The record is from RefSeq and is a predicted model, not a curated record.